CUCUUUUAAUUCUUGCCCAAUUACUGAUAGAGUUAUCAGAAAAACAUAAAGCUAGAUUGGUUUAUUGAUAGUUUCAAGGUUGAUUUGUCUGCUUAAAUGGCUGAGAGAUUGUAUCCAGUUAGAGGGAUUUUUGCAGAGAACUGGGAUCUGGACGCGGUGGUCAGAAGUUGCUCUUCCGCCAUUGAUACCACCACGACAUACUCCCGUGAGGCCAGUAAUAUCACCCAUGAAAACGCUACUGUUUCAGAGAAUCCUUUGUCUGUUUUGGCUUCUUUGAAGUUUGAAGAAGAGGAAGAUCCAUUUUCUUUUCCCAAUCUUGUACAGGAGAGGAGCAAUGGUUUUGAAGAAUUGCAAGAUUCUUACAAGUCCUUUUUCUCAAACACUACUACCACCAACGCCACUGGCAAAGAUGACAUUUUUAGCUCUUCAAGUUCUAUUAUUGGAGGAUUGAACAGCCAACAACAACAAGUAGUGAAAACAAGCAUCAAUUCUCCACUGACACCCACCAGCUCUCCUCUUUUUGUUUUCGGAGAGCCCAAAAAUCAACUACCACGACAUGUACAGCAACAAUCACAGCGUCUGCAGCAAGAUUUACAGCAAAAACAACAACACCCACAAAGUCACCCUGGGACCAUUUUGUUACGGCCCAUGCAAUCUCAGCCACCUCGAUCUAGAAAGAGGAAGACCCCGCAAAAGAGAAUGGUAUGUCAUGUCACGGCCGAGAAUCUCUCCGCUGAUUUGUGGGCUUGGCGUAAAUACGGGCAGAAACCCAUCAAAGGCUCCCCAUAUCCAAGAAACUACUACCGGUGCAGUAGUUCAAAAGGGUGUGCAGCAAGAAAACAAGUGGAACGCAGCAACACGGAUCCCAACUUGUUCAUUGUGAGUUAUACAGGCGACCACACGCAUCCUCGUCCGACUCACAGAAACUCACUGGCGGGAAGUACACGAAACAAAUUCUCCAGAACUCAAACUUCCCUCACCAAUAAUAAUAAAGAUGCAACGGCCCAGCCGACCACAACAAGCGGUAACGCUUCAUGCUCCUCUCCUCUCUCGUCCACGAGCCACUCGCCAGCGGCCAUGGAGGAAGUGAAGAAUCAAUCAGAGGGAGCUGACGUGGACAGUGAGAUGGUAGAGGAAGAGGAUGAUGAAGACGAUCUUCUUAUUCCAAACUUAGCAGCCGCUGUGAAUGAAGAUCUAUUCAAAGGGCUUGAAGAGCUCAGUUCUUGUGUUGCUAGUGGUGGUAGUAGUAGAGGAGGAGGAGGAGGAGGAGAGGGGUAAGAGCAUAGCAGCCCAGUUCCCACCGCCGGCUGUGGAGCCUGUCGCCGGAGCUGGGCUUCCAUAUAUAAAAUAUUUUUUCUUAUUUUAAUUUUCUUUUGGUAGAGUACAGAAACGGUAUACUUAAGAUAUUUUUGUACACUUUCCUUUCAAUCCUUUUGUCUAUUAAAGAUUUCGUUAAGAAAAAAUCUGGCUGUUUACUCUCUCAAAGUUAUUACUUAAAAUUUGUGUUAAUAUCUGAUUAAUAUAAGAUCUGUAAUUGCAUCUCAAA
This is a messenger RNA of Pistacia vera, 1546 nucleotides long. RefSeq names its product probable WRKY transcription factor 27. NCBI's taxonomy places the organism in Eukaryota, Viridiplantae, Streptophyta, Magnoliopsida, Sapindales, Anacardiaceae. Gene Ontology annotation, molecular function: DNA-binding transcription factor activity; transcription cis-regulatory region binding. The record is from RefSeq and is a predicted model, not a curated record. The transcript is spliced from 3 exons. Gene Ontology annotation, biological process: regulation of DNA-templated transcription. Gene Ontology annotation, cellular component: nucleus. The coding region runs from base 97 to 1278 and encodes 393 amino acids.